Bufo bufo (common toad) is the source of this 2270-nucleotide messenger RNA. Its product is annotated as oocyte zinc finger protein XlCOF7.1-like. Gene Ontology annotation, molecular function: DNA-binding transcription repressor activity, RNA polymerase II-specific. Gene Ontology annotation, biological process: negative regulation of transcription by RNA polymerase II. Lineage: Eukaryota; Metazoa; Chordata; Amphibia; Anura; Bufonidae. The transcript has 4 exons. The record is from RefSeq and is a predicted model, not a curated record. The coding region runs from base 132 to 2036 and encodes 634 amino acids.
GUAUACGGGACAUUCCUACAGAUAACCGCCCAGAUGACUGUAUCCGGAACUUAGAGAAACAUCUGAUAUCUUCAGAUUUUGAAGUAGAUGAUUGUGGUAUCAGACAAGAUACAUUUGAAGAGCAUGCCAAUAUGCAAGAUAUACCCUCAUUCAAUCACAACAAUGCAUCAUUUGAUUCUUUUAAACUGGUCCGAUCUUCUGAUUCAUCACAGACUGUAAAACAGAAUAAAAGUCACAGAAGAGGUGCUAAACAUCAAACAGCUCACGUAAAAGAAAAACCAUUUUCAUGUUCAGAAUGUGGUAAAUGUUUUGAGUAUAAAUCAUAUCUUGUUAUACAUCAGAGAAUUCACACAGGAGAGAAGCCAUUUUCAUGUUCAGAAUGUGGUAAAUGUUUUCACCAAAAAUCAAAUCUUGUUACACAUCGGAGAACUCACACAGGGGAGAAGCCAUUUUCAUGUUCAGAAUGUGGGAAAUGUUUUAAGAGUAAAUCAGAAUUUGUUAUACAUCAGAGAAAUCACACAGGGGAGAAACCAUUUUCAUGUUCAGAAUGUGGGAAAUGUUUUAACCAUAAUUCACAUCUUGUUAGACAUCAGAGAACACACACAGGAGAGAAGCCAUUUUCAUGUUCAGAAUGUGGGAAAUGUUUUAACCGUAAAUCACGUCUUGUUAUACAUCAGAGAAAUCACACAGGGGAGAAGCCAUUUUCAUGUUCAGAAUGUGGAAAAUGUUUUAACCAGAAAUCAGAUAUUGUUGUACAUGAGAGAAUUCACACAGGAGAGAAGCCAUUUUCAUGUUCAGAAUGUGGGAAAUGUUUUACCCAGAAAUCAGAUCUUGUUAUACAUCAGAGAAUUCACACAGGGGAGAAGCCAUUUGUAUGCUCAGAAUGUGGGAAAUGUUUUCACUGUAAAUCAGUUCUUAAAAGACAUCAGAGAAAGCACACAGGAGAGAAGCCAUUUUCAUGUUCAGAAUGUGGGAAAUGUUUUCGCAAUAAAUCAGAUCUUGUUGUUCAUCAGAGAAUUCACACAGGGGAGAAGCCAUUUUCAUGUUCAGAAUGUGGGAAAUGUUUUCACUGUAAAUCAGAUCUUGUUAGACAUCAGAGAAAUCACACAGGGAAGAAGCCAUUUUCAUGUUCAGAAUGUGGGAAAUGUUUUCACAUUAAAUCUCAUCUUCUUGUACACCUGAGAAUUCACACAGGGGAGAAUCCAUUUUCAUGUUCAGAAUGUGAGAAAUGUUUUAACCGUAAAUCAAAUCUUGUAGUACAUCAGAGACUUCAUACAGGGGAGAAGCCAUUUUCAUGUUCAGAAUGUGGGAAAUGUUUUAACUGUAAAUCAACUCUUGUUGUACAUCAGAGACUUCACACAGGGGAGAAGCCAUUUUCAUGUUCAGAAUGUGGGAAAUGGUUUAAAUGUAAAUCAGGUUUUGUUCAACAUCAGAAAAAUCACACAGGAGAAAAGCCAUUUUCAUGUUCAGAAUGUGGGAAAUGUUUUCACAAUAAAUCUGAUCUUGUUAUACAUCAGAGACUUCACACAGGGGAGAAGCCAUUUUCAUGUUCAGAAUGUGGGAAAUUGUUUAAAUAUAAAUCAGGUUUUGUUCAACAUCAGAGAAAGCACACAGGAGAGAAGCCAUUUUCAUGUUCUGAAUGUGGGAAAAGUUUUCGCAAUAAAGGAGAUCUUGUUGUUCAUCAGAGAAUUCACACAGGAGAGAAGCCAUUUUCAUGUUCAGAAUGUGGGAAAUGUUUUCACUGUAAAUCAGAUCUAGUUAGACAUCAGAGAAAUCACACAGGGAAGAAGCCAUUUUCAUGUUCAGAAUGUGGGAAAUGCUUUCACAAUAAAUCUGAUCUUCUUGUACAUCUGAGAGUUCACACAGGGGAGAAUCCAUUUUCAUGUUCAAAAUGUGGGAAAUGUUUUAACCGUAAAUCAUCUUUUGUUAGACAUCAGAGAAUUCACACAAUGGAGAAGUCAUUUUUAUGUUCAGAAUGUGAAAGGUGUUUCUGCUAUAAAUCAUCUCUUGUUAAACAUCAAAAAACCCACAUAUAAGAAAAGCCAUCUUCAUGCUUAGCCCGUUGGUGAUCUUCCUUAUGUGUUUUUAUUGUGGUCACUCACUGGCUUUAUUCCUUCAAAUACUCCAUUUUACAGGGAGAUAAAACAGCACCUUUCUUUCAGUUACCAGAGGUAGCUGAGGGCUUCGAGCGAUGAUUGGAACCGCUGUGAGAGCUCCCCAAACAAACAUAGUCUCCUGUAUUGAAUGAAUAUUGGUAAUCAAAGAACAGA